Molecule: messenger RNA, 1479 nt
Organism: Ziziphus jujuba (common jujube)
Lineage: Eukaryota; Viridiplantae; Streptophyta; Magnoliopsida; Rosales; Rhamnaceae
Product: glucan endo-1,3-beta-glucosidase 12
Biological process (GO): carbohydrate metabolic process
Cellular component (GO): plasma membrane
Molecular function (GO): hydrolase activity, hydrolyzing O-glycosyl compounds
Source: RefSeq, marked provisional
UCUCUCCCUCUCUCUCUUUCUCUCAUUUUCCUCUCUGCUCCUCUGCACUGCUUCUCUCUGAAACAGAGCAUGGCCUCCAUCACAUUCUCUCUGCUUCUCUCACUCCUCUUCGCUUUUACAGAUGCGGGAUCGAUCGGUAUAAACUAUGGCAGAGUAGCCAACGAUUUGCCAACACCAUCAAAAGUGGUGGAGCUUCUUAAAUCUCAGGGAAUCGACCGUGUCAAGCUCUACGACACUGAUUCCGACGUCCUCACCGCGCUUGCUAACUCCGGCAUUGGCGUCGUCGUCGCUCUUCCCAACGAGCUUCUCUCAUCCACCGCAAACGAUCAGUCGUUUGCAGACAAAUGGGUCCAGGCGAACAUCUCUCAGUAUUACCCAAAAACCAAAAUCGAAGCCAUUGCAGUUGGGAACGAAGUGUUCGUCGACCCCAACAACACGACCAAAUUCCUGGUCCCCGCAAUGAAAAACAUCCACACUUCUCUUUCCAAGUACAACCUCAACGACUCCAUCAAAAUCUCUUCCCCAAUUGCUCUCAGCGCGCUCCAAUCUUCGUACCCAUCUUCAUCAGGAUCCUUCAAAACCGAACUGGUUGGGCCCGUGAUCAAGCCCAUGUUGGAUUUCCUCCGCCAAACGUCGUCGUAUCUGAUGGUUAACGCUUACCCCUUUUUCGCUUACAUCGACAACUCCGAUACCAUCCCAUUGGCCUACGCUCUGUUCCAGACCAACGCCGGGACAGUAGAUUCCGGCAACGGAUUGCGUUACAACAGCCUCUUGGAGGCCCAAAUCGACGCCGUUUUCGCCGCCAUGAACGCUCUCGGAUACAACGACGUCAAAUUGGUCGUGACAGAGACCGGUUGGCCUUCUAAGGGCGACGAGAACGAGAUUGGAGCAACACAAGCCAAUGCGGCGUCGUAUAACGGCAACUUGGUCCGCCGUGUUCUGACCGGAAGUGGGACCCCCUUAGACCUCAGGACACUCAACGUCUUCUUGUUCGCAUUGUUCAACGAGAACGAGAAAUCGGGACCCACGUCUGAGAGGAAUUACGGACUGUUCUACCCCAGCGAAGAGAAGGUUUACGAUAUUCCACUUACAAAGGCGGAAGUCAACGGCGGUGUUCAGUCAACGACGCCGGCGAACGGAACUAACAGCACCACUGAGAUAUCUCCGGCCGGCGAGGUGUCGAAGACGUCUGUGGGGCAGACUUGGUGUGUGGCGAAUGGUAAUGUAGGGGAAGAGAAGUUGCAGACAGCACUGGACUAUGCUUGUGGUGAGGGAGGUGCUGAUUGCCGUCCGAUUCAAGAAGGUUCCACGUGUUACGAUCCUAAUUCAUUGGUGGCCCACGCUUCCUAUGCUUUUAAUAGCUAUUAUCAAAAGAAGGCUCGUUUGAUUGGAUCGUGUGAUUUUGGCGGUGCAGCUUACGUGGUCACGCAACCUCCCAAGUUUGGGCAGUGCGAGUUUCCUACAGGUUAUUGAAUGGAC